This is a messenger RNA of Chrysemys picta bellii (western painted turtle), 480 nucleotides long. Its product is annotated as olfactory receptor-like protein COR8. Gene Ontology annotation, biological process: sensory perception of smell; G protein-coupled receptor signaling pathway. NCBI's taxonomy places the organism in Eukaryota, Metazoa, Chordata, Testudines, Emydidae. The record is from RefSeq and is a predicted model, not a curated record. Gene Ontology annotation, molecular function: G protein-coupled receptor activity; odorant binding; olfactory receptor activity. Gene Ontology annotation, cellular component: membrane.
CCGGCCCUGGGGGGGCUCAUGAACUCACUGACCCACACAUGUGGCUUGCUGAGGUUGUCAUUCUGUGGACCCAACGUCAUCAAUCCUUACUUUUGUGACACUAACCCAUUGCUGAAGCUCGCUUGCUCUGAUAACCACAUCAGUGAGAUUUUGCUUGUAGCGUUCUCUGGGGUUAUUGCCAUGUCCACCCUCCUGAUUGUCAUAAUCUCUUAUCUGUACAUCCUCUUCUCUAUCCUGAGGAUCUGCUCCGCCAAGGGCAGGCGCAAAGCCUUCUCCACCUGUGCCUCUCAUCUGACAGCUGUCACCAUGUUCUAUGGACCUGUGAGCUUAAGCCACAUACAACCCAGUUCCAGCUACUCACUGGAACAGGAGAAAAUCUCUGCUGUGUUUUAUACCCUGGUGGUUCCCGUGUUGAACCCCCUGAUCUACAGCCUGAGGAACAAGGAGGUUAAGGAUGCUCUUAAGAGGGUGAUAGACUAG